This is a messenger RNA of Naegleria gruberi, 1068 nucleotides long. RefSeq lists its product as uncharacterized. Gene Ontology annotation, molecular function: ADP-ribose diphosphatase activity; NADH pyrophosphatase activity; NAD binding. The record is from RefSeq and is a predicted model, not a curated record. Bases 1 to 1068 code for a protein of 355 amino acids. The transcript is spliced from 2 exons. NCBI's taxonomy places the organism in Eukaryota, Heterolobosea, Eutetramitea, Acrasida, Naegleriidae.
AUGAUUGCAAACAAUAACCCUACCACUGCUUCCCACAGUGAAAUUAACAAUAGCACCUCUAUUACAAUAGCAACAACAUGUGGUGAAGGUGAUAAUAGACCUAAAUUUUCCUUCCGAAUUGAAACUGUCAAAAUUAAAGAAGAAAACAAUGAACAAUCUCUAGAAAUAGUGAAUGGUAAUUGGGAUAGAUAUUCAGGAGUGAAUGUUACACUUGAUGCGGUAAUUGAUAAUUUUGAAGAGUUGAUGAAAAAUUCAAUUCAAUAUUGGAUUCAUAAGAAGAGAAGAGGUGUUUGGGUUUAUGUUCAUACAGAUUAUUCCGAAUAUAUUCCAAUAUUAUUGAAAAAAUUCGAAUUUAAACUUCAUCACACUGAUGGAGACUUGCUCAUGUUGACAAGAUGGUUGCCUGAUGUAUACAACCCAGUUGACACAAACAAAAUUCCAAGAUAUUGUCAACACUAUGUUGGUGCAGGUAUUGUUAUUGACUUUGCCAAAAAUCAAAUUUUGCUCUGUUGUGAAAGACACCAAAUGAGAAAGCCAAAAGGAGCUACAGAUGAUUAUCAUUGGAAAGUACCAGGUGGAAGUGUUGAUAAUCCAGAUGAACAUAUCGGAGAUGGUGCUAUCAGAGAAGUUUUUGAAGAAACUGGAGUAAAGGCUGAGUUUGUUGGCAUAUUUGGUUUCCGUCACAUGUUUGGCUUUAGAUUUGGAAAAUCUGAUUUUUACUUUUUGUGUUUAUUGAAAGCCAAGAGUAGAAAGAUUACAAUGGAUGAGAGAGAGCUCAGUAGGUGCAAAUGGGUUAACUUGGAGGACUAUUACAAGUUGGCUCCACUCAACUAUGUACAAUCAGUAAUCAGAGAUUCUGUGAGAGAAUACUUUAGAAGAAGUGAAGAAGAACGAAAGGCCUUAUUGUGGAGUAAUUUUGAUGUUGGAUAUAACACUAAAAAUUCUGCAGUCCUCUACCAUAGUGUUGAUCUACCUUUGAUUUCUAAGGAAAAUCAAUAUGCCUCCUACACUGAAGAUAAGAAUUACAAAUACAUGUACUCAUACUUGGCAGAACAACAAGAUGAAUAA